CCUCGAGGAGGGCGACCUCGCGGCAGAGCCCUAGGGGCCAUGGCCGAGACGCAGGAGCUGCUGCUGCAGCUGCAGAAGGACAACCGCGACGGUCGCCUGCGGAAGCAGGAGCUGGAGGAGCUGGUGCGGGGGCUCGAGGCGGAGAGCGAAAGCCUCACCGGGCGCCUGCAGGACCUGCGCGAGCGCGAGCGCAGCCUGCAGCGGAGGCGGAGCCAGGCAGUGCGGACGCUUGGAGGGGAUGCUUGCAAAGCUGCGCGGGAGCGCGCGGACCGGGCACGCGGAUUGCUCGAGGCGGCAGAGCGGCACAGGCGGGACCUGGAGCAGCACAACCGGCAGCUGCAGGAGCGGUGGGAGGAGCUGUCGAGUCAGCUCUUCUACUACGGAGGGGAACAGCCGAGGGAGAAGCUCGCAGAGCAGCAACUCGGGACCCAACUGUUGGCGCUACAGAAACAACUAGAGCUAGAGGAGGCCAAGUACGCAACCCAGACCGAAAGCCUGCGGCAGGGCAAGCAGCGGACAGAGGAGGCCUGGACCAGCUUCCAGGAGCAGAACGGAGUCCUGCAGGAGCUGCAGGGGAAAGUGAUGGAGGCGGCAGCUGCGCUGGACUCCUCGCGAGGCAGCCUGGAACCGUGUGACUCUCGGCCUCGCUGGGUGCAGGACUGCGCGGACUCCCUCAUGGAGGAGGUGGCCAGGGCGGACUGUGAGAAGCGGCUUUUCGGUGGUGCAGGCGCGGGGGCCCUCAGGCUGUGGGCGCUGGGCGCGCUGCAGACUCUGCUGCUGCUCCCGCUCGUCUUCCUGGGGCUGGUGCUCCUCUACGUGACGCUGAAACACCACGACGCCGUCCGCGGGGGACUCGGGUAUCUGGGCUCGGACGCGGCCCUCCGCCGUCUGCGCUACACGCUGUCCCCCCUGCUAGAGCUGCGCGCGCACGGGUUGUUGCCCGCUUGA
Otolemur garnettii (small-eared galago) is the source of this 948-nucleotide messenger RNA. It is a transcript of the gene TMEM191C, whose product is annotated as transmembrane protein 191C. Bases 40 to 948 code for a protein of 302 amino acids. The record is from RefSeq and is a predicted model, not a curated record. The transcript is spliced from 10 exons. Lineage: Eukaryota; Metazoa; Chordata; Mammalia; Primates; Galagidae.